Chrysoperla carnea is the source of this 394-nucleotide messenger RNA. RefSeq lists its product as uncharacterized. The record is from RefSeq and is a predicted model, not a curated record. Gene Ontology annotation, molecular function: zinc ion binding. Bases 53 to 376 code for a protein of 107 amino acids. Lineage: Eukaryota; Metazoa; Arthropoda; Insecta; Neuroptera; Chrysopidae. The transcript has 2 exons. Gene Ontology annotation, cellular component: nucleus.
UUUACUCUGUAGAUUAUGUGCAGAAUCAUUUGCAAAAGAUAUAUCAAAUAACAUGAAUGAAUCUAUAAAUGUUGUUGAAAAAAUUUAUCAAUAUUUUCAAAUAAACAUUUCUGAAAAUGAUAUCCUACCCAAAGAUGUCUGUCGUAGUUGUUACCAAAAAGUAUUUGAUACCUGCGAAUUUCAUCAACAAAUUAAGAAUGCACAAAAUAUACUUCAAGCAAAACUUGUAAUAAAAUGUGAAGAGGUUGAUGUUAAAUCAGAGGACAUUACAUCAUAUGAUUCCUGGUUUUACGACGACGAUGAACCUUUGUCGAAUCAUAUUGUUGCCAAAAGUGAACUAAAAGGUAAAGAUAAGGAGAAUGUCAUUUGUAAUUAGGGCCUAUGUUGAGCAGUU